AUGAACAGCACAUUACUGCUCAAGAGCACCUACGCUCCUAGAGCGGUAGCCCCCACAGUGGAGUCUCUCGUGACCUCCUGCUGUGCCCUAGUGACUGGGCCAUGGGCUCCUGGGGUCUUGGAGGCGGAAGAUGACCAGAAGCAUAAGUACGUCAUGAGGAUGGUACAAAUCGCUGUCCUGUGCGUGCUCUGCCUGACUGUCAUCUUUGGGGUAUUUUUCUUGGGCUGCAACUUGCUGAUCAAGUCAGAGAGCAUGAUCAACUUGCUGGUGAAGGACAGGAGACCCUCAAGGGAAGUAGAGAUAGUGAUCACUGAGACUUAA
Hemicordylus capensis (graceful crag lizard) is the source of this 321-nucleotide messenger RNA. Its product is annotated as protein reprimo-like. Lineage: Eukaryota; Metazoa; Chordata; Lepidosauria; Squamata; Cordylidae. The transcript has a single exon. Bases 1 to 321 code for a protein of 106 amino acids. The record is from RefSeq and is a predicted model, not a curated record.